AUGUCGAAAGCCGCCACGGAUGAAAUUCCAAAAACAGGUCGACUUGACGUCGUUCGUGAUUGCCCUCCUGGAUUGAACUACAAAUCGCGGAAGCAUUGGAAUCACCAGAGGAAUUUCUAUGUAAAGUUGGCAGGGAUGCAAGAUGAAUGGGUUGGAUUCUCAGACGGUGAAGAGGGAUCGGCCGAAGGUUCUAAAGAUGAGUCACAAGAGCAAGGGUUCAUAGGGUUCUUAAAUGAGUUUGACGAUGAACCUAUCGAAAUUCCUCGAAUUAAGAGACAUCGAACAGCAAAAGAUACUUCUAGUGGAGUUGAAGAUGUUGAUAGAGCUGCUGGACAUCACAGACUCACGAAUGAUCUUGAAAUUUCAUCACCACCUCUGGUUGAGCCUGUUGUCCCGCUUCUCGACAGAGGUUCAUUUCACAGUCGAAAGGUCCGCAAGAAAUCUUCACCUCCAACUGCCAUUGAUAGAGCGUCAAGAUGUGCACCUCUAGAGACACGAGCCCGAUCUCUCAGAGCUUCACGGGUUACACCAAAGCAUACUCGUCUGAUAUCACGCGUUCAGAGACAACAGGAACGAUCGAACUCAAUCUUUUACAAUGUUGCGCCUCCAAAUUUAUCGCAAAGCAAUACCGGACAUUCCAGUACCGAGAAAUUUUCUUCAAAGGAUGCUUCUACUCAAAUCAACCUUUCCUACUCGUCGGCAGUCUCGGUUCUUUCAGAAGAAUCGGAUCAAACGCCUUCAGCAGGUGGUACGGUAGGCUUGCUCUCAAUGUCUCACAAUGGUAUGGAACAUUCAAAUAGUCGCCUGGUGUCAAGCAAUCUUUCAAAGCAAGAUAGGCGUAUUCAUACUUCACGAAACGUUGCACAGGUCACAUCAAUGGUUCCCACACCAUUCUCAUCAUCUGCCAUUGCUUCUUGUGCAAUGCAUGCUACUUCACCUCCAAAGAUUGGUCCAGCAGAGCCUAUAGCUUUCUUUCCAGCACUGGGCCAACACCCUCCUGCUACUGUGUUUGCUGUAGCUGCUUCUCCAACAAGAGUUUUACCUAUCAUCGAUUCAAGUCUUUCUGUGGAAGCAUUAUCAACUAACAUCGGUGGUCCCUCACUCGAUGGUCAUCUGAGAUCGGAAUUCCCAGCACAAGUUCAACCGUUCAAUUCAAUACCUGCCACAGCACUUCAAAUUCCCGUUGGUCGGCCUGCUAUCGCUUCAAUUGCGUCUAUGCAAGUGUCGCCUCGCCCUUCACCAAAUGGCACUAUCAAUGAAAUUAUCGACGCUGACAAUUCUCUAAUGUUUAAUAUUCCUUGGUACAAUCUUUGUCCACGCACAAAAUUAUUGGAGCUCCAAGAAAUGUGUCUACACCAUCUAGAUUUAACAUAUCUUGCCAUUGUUUCAGGUGAUUUAGAACUUUCUUAUGAUCCUGACCUUGAUUUGGGAGGACUCGAUCUUCUUGUUGAACAUGGCAUCCAACUUGACUGGGUCACUUGA
This is a messenger RNA of Botrytis byssoidea, 1482 nucleotides long. RefSeq lists its product as uncharacterized. The record is from RefSeq and is a predicted model, not a curated record. The coding region runs from base 1 to 1482 and encodes 493 amino acids. NCBI's taxonomy places the organism in Eukaryota, Fungi, Ascomycota, Leotiomycetes, Helotiales, Sclerotiniaceae. The transcript is spliced from 2 exons.